This is a messenger RNA of Mytilus californianus (California mussel), 921 nucleotides long. RefSeq names its product adhesion G-protein coupled receptor D1-like. Lineage: Eukaryota; Metazoa; Mollusca; Bivalvia; Mytilida; Mytilidae. The transcript has 9 exons. Gene Ontology annotation, molecular function: G protein-coupled receptor activity. Gene Ontology annotation, cellular component: membrane. The record is from RefSeq and is a predicted model, not a curated record. Gene Ontology annotation, biological process: adenylate cyclase-activating G protein-coupled receptor signaling pathway; cell surface receptor signaling pathway. The coding region runs from base 1 to 921 and encodes 306 amino acids.
AUGGCAAACUACUUAUUUUUGAUGGAACUUGGGAAUAAAACCGUGACAGAUGGUGACAAUGUUAAUCUUAUCAAGUUAACAGUGACCGGAUGUGGGUUUUCAUUCGUUGGUACUAUGCUGUCGUUAUGCUUGAUAUGUUUUCUUCCUGUGGGGAAUGAUAGCACGUUUAUAUUAACAAACCUUUGUAUCAGUUUGGUCACAUCACAACUAGCGUUCAUAGCAGCAGAAAAUGCCUAUCCUGAAAAGGGAAUGUGUACAUCCGCCACAGUUGUUAUACAGUAUUUGUUUCUCGUUGUCCAUUUCUGUUCUUUCUCAUAUGGAAUUCAUCUAUGCUCUAAGUUGAAAAACUUUGGUGAUAUCAAGAAGAAACGACCAGUGAUUGUGUUUAUGUGCUGGGGAGCACCAUUACUAAUAUCUUUAUUGACGGUCUCGUUGCGAGGAGGAGAUUUUGGAAAAGGUGCUUUAUGCUGGUUACCUACGGAGCACGGAACCAGAUGGGCGUUUCUUGGCCCUGUAAUGAUAAUACAAAUUAUCAAUUGGUGUGUUUUUCUUUUAAUGAUGGCUACACGUUUCUCACUUGACAUUAAACGUGGAGAAAGUCUUCCUAAUAUAAUAAAGCAGCAGUGUUUAACUGGAGUGUCCUUGUUGAGUGUUUUAGGACUAACCUGGACUCUUGGUUUCAUUGUGACCUUCGGUUCACCUAAGGUCAUGGCCUAUGUAUUCGUAUUCCUUGCAUCAACACAGGGAAUGCUGCUUUUCUUCUGUCAUGUACUAACUAACAACCAAGUAAGGAAAGUUCUUUGUGUGAAAAUGAAACCACGUGACCCUGACGCAUCCGUAUCUGUAGAUUACAGCGAGGACUACACUAGGACAUCUAAUGUAUUUGAACAUUCAAGACUAGAACAUCCAUCUUCCGGGUAG